Loa loa (African eye worm) is the source of this 156-nucleotide messenger RNA. RefSeq lists its product as hypothetical. The coding region runs from base 1 to 156 and encodes 51 amino acids. The transcript has a single exon. The record is from RefSeq and is a predicted model, not a curated record. NCBI's taxonomy places the organism in Eukaryota, Metazoa, Nematoda, Chromadorea, Rhabditida, Onchocercidae.
AUGAAAAAAGAGAAGAAAAAAAAACCAAGACCUCAAGGUAUCCCAAAAACCAAAGGUCAACGAUUACAGCGAAUGCAUGACUAUUUCGCCUCUCGGUGGCACGCAGUUAAAAGGUCAUUGGUUGCACUACAUUUAAGAAAAGUUGAAGAUUGGUAA